Messenger RNA from Fraxinus pennsylvanica, 396 nucleotides. NCBI's taxonomy places the organism in Eukaryota, Viridiplantae, Streptophyta, Magnoliopsida, Lamiales, Oleaceae. The record is from the annotation of a GenBank genome assembly.
AUGCCAUUGCAAAAGGAAAAUUCAGCAGAAUUGAGUUCGAAAUUGGCUGAAUUGGGGCUUGCUGCCGUUCUUGCUUAUGGCAUAAUUGGUGUGACAGUGACUGUGACCUAUACUAGUUUCUUUGUUCUUGCGUUUCUCGGGUAUGAGAAAAGCAAUGGCAAGAAUCCUGCAGCCAAUCUUCAAGCUCUAUUAGGGAUCUUAAUUUUGAUGUGGACUGGGAACAAUAUAACAAGACCAUUUCGAGUGGCCGGGGCGGCAGCAUUGGCAUCUGCAAUUGACAAAGGAUUGAGGAGCAUAUUAUUUCAACUUUCCGAUUCUUGUCUAUGCAUUUUCACUUGUGGUGGCCAUAGUUACCGGAUCAUGCUCGACAGUUGUCAGAUUGCUUAUUCUGUCUAG